This is a messenger RNA of Myotis brandtii (Brandt's bat), 554 nucleotides long. Its product is annotated as intercellular adhesion molecule 4-like. The annotation marks the transcript as partial. Gene Ontology annotation, molecular function: integrin binding. The transcript is spliced from 2 exons. The record is from RefSeq and is a predicted model, not a curated record. Gene Ontology annotation, biological process: cell adhesion. Lineage: Eukaryota; Metazoa; Chordata; Mammalia; Chiroptera; Vespertilionidae.
GGGGCGCUCGCGGACCUUGCUCAGCGGCCCCCUCUUGCUUUAGAACCGCCUCACAGGGUGAUCCUGGAGCCUCCGGUCUUGGAGGGCAGAGAGCACAUUCUGCGCUGCCACGUGACGCACGUGUUCCCGGUGGGCUUCCUGGUGGUAACUCUGCAGCGUGGCGGCCGGGUCAUCUACUCCAAGAGCCUGGAACGCUUCACGGGCCUGGAUCUGGCCAACGUGACGCUGACUUACAAGUUCCAGGCUAGGCCCCACGACCUCUGGAAGCCCGUGACCUGCCACGCGCGCCUCAAUCUCGACGGGCUGGUGGUCGGCAGCAGCUCAGCACCCGUGACGCUGACAUCCUUGGCUUGGAGCCCCGCGUCCAAAGCCUUGGCUUCCACUUCCAUCGCAGCCUUUGUGGGGAUUGUUCUCGUCCUGGGGGCCGUCUAUCUGCGAAAGUACCUACUGAUGCAGUCCGAGGCGUAGGAGGGGAGGUCCUUGCCGGCUGAGUCCGAGCAAAAUCCGGGACAAUUUGGAGACCCCUCCUAAGUCAAUAAAGCCUUCCUCAGUCA